ACAGGACUUUGGCAGAAUGGCAGAAGUGGCGACAGGAUUGCGGCGCCGAGUAGGGCAUGCCGAGGAAGGCGGCAACUUGGACGCGACGACAUCUCAAUUGAGUCCACUCCCUGCAUCCCCAGAUGCCAUCGCGUCCGCCGCUUCGCCACCCACGUCGUCGGCGUCCUUAUGGCAAUGGAUCUUUGGAACCCAGGCGCGCGACUCGCCUGAGGACAUGGCUGCAGCUCUGCACAACAGUCUUCGACAAGAAUACGGCGACCGAUGCCCGGACUUUAUGCACGUACCGUUCCGCGAAGCCACAACAUUGGCCAAGACCGAAGGCAAGUUCCUGCUCAUCUACCUGCACUCGGAAGUGCACCAAGACGCCGCUGCAUUUUGCAAGAACUCGCUGUGCACAGACGACGUUCAAUCGUUUGCCGCCGCCCAUGACAACGUCCUCUUCUGGGCUGGAUCGGUCCUUGCACCAGAAGGCUACAGCGUCUCGUUGUCCCUCGGUGCCGCGUCGUUUCCGUUUCUCUGCAUGGUCCUGUCCACGCCCCGCGGUCUCAACAUAGUCGACAAGGUCCAAGGAAACGUUCCCAAGACUGCGCUCGUGACCCGACUUGGCGUCGCCGUGCAGCGCAACCAGCAGCACCUCGCCGCCGCGCGGGCCCAGGAACUGUUCCGGACAGAAGCUCAAUUGCUGAGGGAGCAACAAGACGAGGAGUACCAGCAGUCGUUGGAGGCAGAUCGACGCAAGGUGGAGGAGGAGGCGCUGCGCCAGGCGCAAGAAGAGGAACAAGCCCGGCAACUGUCCAUCCGGCUGCAGGAAGAAGCGGACGCGGCGCGCCGCGCGGCGGCCGAGCGCGAGUCCGCCAUCAAAGUGAAGCGAAGUCGACUGGCGAAUGGUCCCGUGACGAAGGGCAAAGACACGGCGUUCUUGCGUCUGCAGCUGCACAAUGGAACCAAGCUGGAACGCCUGUUUUGGGCCUCCGAUACGUUUCACACUGUACGAGACUUUGUGGACGUGGCGUUCUUCGAGCGUGAUAUUGCGAUCGUGCGCUACGAAUUGGCGACGAAUUACCCUCGGAAAUGCUGGGGCUGGGACCAAUCCCACGUGACCCUUCAAGAUGCCGGACUGGCCCCGCAAGCGCUGCUGUACGUGCAGGAUUUGGACUCGUAAGUAGUACGAUAAUAGGAGUAAUGCACAGUGUCGUUAAAACGAGGUGCGCUUGCCCGACGACGCACGAA
Aphanomyces astaci is the source of this 1230-nucleotide messenger RNA. RefSeq lists its product as hypothetical. Gene Ontology annotation, cellular component: endoplasmic reticulum. Bases 17 to 1162 code for a protein of 381 amino acids. NCBI's taxonomy places the organism in Eukaryota, Oomycota, Saprolegniomycetes, Saprolegniales, Verrucalvaceae. The transcript has 8 exons. The record is from RefSeq and is a predicted model, not a curated record. Gene Ontology annotation, molecular function: ubiquitin binding.